UUUGUGUAAACAGUGAAACCAAUGGUGCAGCAGGGUCACAUGGUCACGAUGGCACACCUAUGAGGCCCUAGAACGGCGCCAGACGCUCAGACUGCAGGUAGAGCAGAGGUCCUGAUCAGGGGCAGGGCGCUGGCUCAUGUGUUCUUGUACGGCACGGUUUCCCCGGUCUGUGGCAAUCAUGAAUCGGGAAGAGCAUUAUUUUCCACCUAAUCAUUUGUACAAGGAGCCUUGUGUCUUUCAGAGACACCAAAACGAAGACUACAGCCAAAACCCUCCACCUUGUCUGUAUAUGAGCAGACAGGCUCAGUCUGUAUACGCCUCACCUUCUUUGGGCGCAGAGGACCAACCAAAUCUUAUCGACAUUACUUCUUAUAGCAUGUCGACCCCGGAUGAUCUGGCCGUGCCUCAGUUCCACCUGCCCCAGACUCCGCAGCCACCUCGACAGACAGUAGGGGGUUAUGGAGACUCUCUCGACCUGUGCGGGGAUCGGAACAGAUCCCACCUUCCUUUCCCAUGGAUGAAGUCAACUAAAUCUCAUAGGCACUUGUGGAAAGGACAGUGGACAGGCCCUUACAUGGUAGAGGCCGAGGAAAACAAGCGCACGCGGACAGCUUACACCAGAGCGCAGCUGCUCGAGCUCGAGAAGGAGUUCCUCUUCAACAAGUACAUUUCGCGCCCACGCCGCGUGGAGCUCGCGCUCACCCUGAACCUCACCGAGAGACACAUCAAGAUCUGGUUCCAAAACCGACGCAUGAAGUGGAAAAAGGAAGAGGACAAGAGGAGAGCCAGAGGAGUGGAUCCCGAACAAGACUCCUCGAUCACGUCCGGGGAUCUAAAGGAUGAGUCGUGUAUCGUCCUGGGAGCUCAAGCGGAACCACCAUCACCCCUACACUCCCAUCUACCUCCACGAGACUCUGCGUAAAACGCCCAAAAAAGAGUGCCAUCAACACAAUCUGGCUCCUGCCAUAUGAAUGGAACUACUUAAGUGUGCACAUCAGUAACACAUUGUCACAUUCUCAUAAUGACAAUAGGUGGUCACAUCUUUUCUAUACAUUUAGACUGGCAGUAGGACCGAUCCCUGUUUAAAUGUUUGACAUGCAUUUUAUUUGGAUGCAGGAGAGGUUCUGCAUGCAAGCUUCCGUGGAGUCAAUUUUUCGUGGGAGGUGUUUUUGUUUAACCAAAUCUCAGCACUCCAUUUAGCUAAAUAUGAAAACACCAACCAACUAUGAGGACACUGACACAAAUUUAAAUAUAUUCAUAUUUAUAGAUAAACAAUGGAUAGCCUAGAUCCUCAAUUUUAAUAUGUCAAGUAUUUUCAUAAAUCUACAAAUGGGUAAACAUAUCUCCAAUAACAUGCUUCCAAUAACUUUUACAAUAUUUAUGUUGCUACUAUAUAGAAAUUAAAAGUAUCUGGGCAAUGUGGCGUCCUAUCAUUUGUUGCAUAUAAGACAAGUACCAUUAAGUAACAAACAAAAAGGCUACCGCCAAUUAAUUAUGAAUAAUGUUACUGCUUCCAUAACCCAGAGUUUAUUAACCGACCCAAUAAAACAAAACGUCUCCUUAAGGCACACUGUAAUUUAUUGGUAGGUAAUUUAAUCUAUUUCAAUGACUGCCGUUUAAUACCCUUUAAUAAGAUUUAGGGACAUUGAUUUUGUUAUCAUAUGGUUAUGUGGGUGUCAUAAAGGGGUAAAAGGCACUUUUGAUUUUAUUUUCUCCCAAAACAUUAAACAGCAACAAAAACUACUACAACAAUUUCUUUGCCACUAUACACAGCACAAUUUUCCUGAUCCAUGAGAUCUUUGCGUGUGGUGUCUAAAGGUUGAUUUUGAGGCAAUUUGAUCUAUUUUCUUAUAUAUAUUUUUGCAGAUUUAUGUAGCUAAUGAAAACCCCUGAAAUUAACACAUUUAUUUUGAGACAAAAUACUUAAAGUUUUGUUCUAGGUCAUGAAAUCAAAAGUUUUUUACUAAGUUAAUACGUUUUUAAUGUUCAAUAAGUGAAAGGAUAUUUGGGCUAAAGGCCCCCCCAUACAACACAUGUUCAAAGUGGGCUCACUUUGACUGAUCCAAUCACAAUGGAGAUGAAUUUGUUUAUAUAAUACUUGAGAUUUAGUGAAAUGCCAAAUGUAAUUGAAAUUUACAGAAAAUGUUUAACCCUUUUCUGAAGUGGUUAUUUUGAAUAAGUGUUAUCUUAAUUUGUUACUCAAAAAGCAUCUUGCUGUCACAAAAUGUCUCAAUUUGCCUAAGUUGACAAACUUUGCCCUUUGUCUAUUGUCCCUUUAUUUACACGAUUUCACUACCCCCAUAGUGAAAUAUAUAUAGGGCAUAUAUAUAUAGAGAGAGAGAGAGAGAGAGAGAGAGAGAGAGAGAGAGGUACAGUAUAAAUACUGUACAUACAUUUGGCAGGCUAUGUAUGGGAUAUGGAUAACUUUAUGCAUAUUUAAAUAGACCUACGUUGAAGAACGUUUUAUG
Myxocyprinus asiaticus (Chinese sucker) is the source of this 2468-nucleotide messenger RNA. RefSeq names its product pancreas/duodenum homeobox protein 1-like. NCBI's taxonomy places the organism in Eukaryota, Metazoa, Chordata, Actinopteri, Cypriniformes, Catostomidae. The transcript is spliced from 2 exons. Bases 137 to 922 code for a protein of 261 amino acids. Gene Ontology annotation, molecular function: RNA polymerase II cis-regulatory region sequence-specific DNA binding; DNA-binding transcription factor activity, RNA polymerase II-specific. Gene Ontology annotation, biological process: regulation of transcription by RNA polymerase II; type B pancreatic cell differentiation. Gene Ontology annotation, cellular component: nucleus. The record is from RefSeq and is a predicted model, not a curated record.